Molecule: messenger RNA, 3539 nt
Organism: Anguilla rostrata (American eel)
Lineage: Eukaryota; Metazoa; Chordata; Actinopteri; Anguilliformes; Anguillidae
Gene: plppr4b
Product: phospholipid phosphatase-related protein type 4
Exons: 7
Coding region: 347-2494 (715 amino acids)
Biological process (GO): axonogenesis; signal transduction; phospholipid metabolic process
Cellular component (GO): plasma membrane
Molecular function (GO): phosphatidate phosphatase activity
Source: RefSeq, a predicted model, not a curated record
AUUUGCGUUCUGAUCUACCAAACACUUUAUAAAGUAUCUAUAAUUGCAAUACGCCGGUGUCAGAUCAACCAAGGCGAGGGAAACGGUCCAGCAUGCGUAUUCUAUAACGGCUGAUGUUGCAGUUAUCGCAGUCAACCCGAGAUCUGGUGUUCCAGACAGGCUGUGACACUUGGUUAGUUGCUGGUCAGCUGCGUAGAAACCCACGCAGUCCACACUUAGUGACAGUGACAAUUGAGAAUGGAGAAAUCCGCAGCAGUAGUCGCUGGAUAUUUUUUUUAGGCAAAAGUGGCUCCGAUUAGUUAAUCGUAAAACUGUUUCUCUCUCAUUGCAAGCGAGAAGAUCUACCAUGUCUACAAAAGAGAGACAAAAAGGAAAGGUGACUAAAGACAGCGUUACCUUGCUGCCUUGCUUCUAUUUCGUUGAGUUUCCUAUCCUUGCUUCCUCUGUGGUCAGCCUGUACUUCCUGGAGUUGACAGACGUGUUCAAGCCAGUGCGCUCUGGCUACAACUGCAAUGAUCGGAGCCUGAGCCUGCCCUACAUUGAGCCUACGCACGAGGUCGUCCCCUUAUUGAUGCUACUCAGCCUGGCCUUUGCUGGGCCUGCAGCCAUGCAGAUAAUGAUCAGCGAAGCCGUUCUGUUCUGCUGCCUGUCGAGGAGAAAGAACGGCCUUGGAAGAGAGGUGAACAUCAAUGCAGCGGGAUGCAACUUCAACUCGUACAUUCGCCGAGCUGUCAGGUUUGUUGGGGUCCACGUGUUUGGGCUUUGUGCCACAGCUCUCAUAACAAACAUCAUCCAGUUGUCAACUGGUUACCAUGCACCGUACUUCCUUACAGUCUGCAAGCCCAACUACACCACGCUCAACACUUCCUGUGAUGAAAACACCUUCAUCAUGGAUGACAUCUGCUCUGGAGCUGACCCAGCCAUCAUAAACAGUGGCAGAAAAUCGUUUCCGUCCCAGCAUGCAACACUGGCUGCGUUUGCUGCUGUCUACAUUUCUAUGUACUUCAAUGCUACACUAACUGACUCCUCGAAGCUUCUGAAACCACUUCUGGUCUUCUCCUUCAUCAUAUGUGCCAUUAUCUGUGGACUGACGCGUAUCAUCCAGUACAAGAACCACGCUAUCGAUGUGUAUCUUGGCUUCCUAAUUGGUGGAGGCAUAGCUGUGUAUUUAGGCCUGUAUGCCGUGGGCAAUUUUCAACCUGGCGAGGAUGCAGCAGGCCAACAGGCACAGCUGCGAGACCCUCUCAGAUCCCUGACAGACCUCAGCCAUGAUGCCAGCAGACACAUGCAGCUUAAGAAUGGUAGCAGCAGCGACGGCAUCUCCUCCCACUCAGAGAGCAUCCUCAGCCGCAACCACCGUGAGGCCAGCUCCCUCACCAGCCUGAAGAGAGCCAGUGCUGACGUGGAGGUCAUCACCCCCAGGAGCCCCAUGGGCAAGGAGAACAUGGUUACAUUCAGCAACACUCUCCCCAGGGUCCACACCCCAAUUCUGGACGAGGUUACCCGCCGCAAUGCCACCAUCCAUGCCUCCAUGGACUCUACUCGCUCCAAGCAGCUGCUGUCGCAGUGGAAGAGCAAAAACGAGAGCCGCAAGUUGUCCCUCCAGAUGAUGGAAACAGAGGACACCCCCUCCCCACCGAGGACAAUGGAAAUGAGGUCUAGCUCCGAGCCCUCCAGGGUGGGUGUCAACGGGGAGCACCAGGGCCCUGCCAGCCAGUACCUGAAGUUGGCCACCAGCAGCACCCCGUUACCCAGCACCAGCAGUGGUAUCGCAGGGGGCACCAGAGUUUCCAUUCCGUCCCGCCCUGGCUCUUCUCAGCUGGUCCACAUACCGGAGGAGACACAGGAGACCAUCAACAACUCUCCUAAGGGCAGCUCCACUCGCUCAAAAUGGCUGAAGGUGGCAGAGAAGAGCGGGGCCUGCAGAACUAACAGUCAGCCACGCAUCAUGCAGGUCAUUGCCAUGUCCAAGCAGCAGGGCAUGCUUCAGACUAGCCCAAACAGCUCGGAUGGCAGCACAGUCAGCUGCAUGGGCGCCAUACGGUACAGAAGCUUGACGGAGCCAGAGGUCACCGGCAUCGUGAGGGUGGAAGCCCACCCCGAGAACAACCGGCCAGUGGUGCCACCCCCCUCCACCGAUGGCAGUGGAUCGUGGAAGUGGAAGUUGCAGGAGAAGGGCAGCCUCCGCCAAUCGUGCGAGCUCAACGAUCUCAACAGAGACUCUGAAAGUUCAGAGUCUGUGAAGGACGGGAAUGGCUCCGCUCCAAAUGCCAGCGGCGAGCACCACCACCACCAUGGCAUCACCACAAUCCGCGUGACGCCGGUGGAGGGGAGUGAGGCUGCCUCUGAAGCCAUGUCGGUGACCUCCAGCCGGGACUCCACCCUUCGGAGGAAAGGGAACAUCAUCCUCAUCCCGGAGCGGGGCAACAGCCCAGAUAGCACCCGGAGCAUCUUCUACAAGGGGACAUCACCAACUCCAACUUUAAAGGAAUGAGCCAUCCUUCAGCCUGUGGCCUUGUUUACAAGAGAACAGCAAAAUGAAAAGAUUAUAGUUCACGUUGGUAUUUCCACAUCCACCCAGAGGUCCACUGUAUCGUACAAGCUAAUGCCUUUCCAGUGACUGUUUUCAGAUGAAUAUUGCUUUACAUAUAUGAGAGGUUGCAUUGUGCAUGACUUUAUUUUUUGAAUCACAAGGAGGCACAAAUUUCAGAAUUGUAAAGCUGUUCACUGUGUAUUUGCUAAAUUUGUUUUUUCACUUUUGUAAUAUGAUACCAAUAUGAUCACCCUGCAAAUAUACUUAAUAGCAAAUAAUGUGUGUAUAAAAUGAAUUUAAUGGCAUUUUCAUGUAUUUGCCUCUCUCAAAGUUUGAUGCUGUCUCUGUAUGUCUCCAUUACUGUAAGGCCUCCAUUUUGUGCAAGUUUCACUUAUCAUGCCCAUUUGUUUGUUUGCUUGUUUUGUUUCAGAAAGUUUAAUUCCUUGACAUUUAUGAUAACAGAAGCCUAUAUUUUUUGCAAUUAAUGUUUAUUUAAUCAGUGCUGUACAGCCAUGUCAUUCAAAUUUGUUUCUAAAUAUGUGCAUCUAUAAAAUAACAUAUUUAAAUGGAAACAAUAGUGUUUAAAAGCUGUUGUUUUUAGAGCUUUACCAAAUGCUGAACAUGCAUAUUUUAGCAGUUUCUAGAAGGGUGGAUUUUUGUUAGGCUCUUGAAUUGUCUUGUAAACUGGAGAACACAGGAAAACAGUCUUGUGUCAUGAGAAAGUAUAGUGUUGAUGAUUGACCUUAAGUGCUUAUUUUAGUAUACUAAUAAUUUCAAUGAAAAAACAAUUUUAUCAAUGCAAAGCAGCUCUUCACCUGCUCCUGCACAUUUAAAAUUAAUUAAAUUAAAAUGUAUUCAUUUUAUUUCUAUAAACCAUAAGCAGCUUGGAAUUUGAAUGAACACUGCAAAGCCAAAAUGCAAUGCAAUGUUUUGUAGACACCUAUUUCUCAUUGUGCUUUUCCCUAGUAAAUUCUCUUCAACUAUUUUUGUCAUGAAAAAAGACAAA